AUGGCCUACCCGAACAACUACCAUUAUCCGCCGCCGGGCCAGCAGCCCCCGCCGCCCGUGCAAACGCAGAAUCUGGGCCACCAGCAGCAGCCGCGCGCUUUCUCACCGCAGAAUUACCAGCAGUCGCCGACCGCCCUGUCCCCGACCAUGGGCAGCGGCAUUCCUCCGAAUAAGCGACAGCGCCUGUCGCCAAACCCGCCAUCGCCUGCGCCGUACCAGUCACCUUUUGGCAUGCCUGGCGCGCCCCAAUACCCUCCCUCGCCGUAUACCGCUUCCCCUCAGACGCCUGGCUACCACUCACUGCCCACCUCGCCCGCCGCGAUGCAGCCUCCGCCCUUCCACCAGCCUCAGCCGUAUCAGCACCCGAAUGGACAGCCGCCAGCGCCCCAGGGCUCUAUGCCGCCACCCAAGGUCCCUUAUAGCAAGACUGGCGAUAGUUCGGAAUUAGAGAAGGCGAAUGCGCGCGAUCUGGACGUCAAUAACAUUAGCGAUGUGCUCACAGGAUCUGGUAUCGAUCUGCGCGCCGAGGAGGACAACCUGCUGCACAACUACAGGAGCUUCAACUCGCAAGCAUCUGGCUCCACAGCAUCACCACAUGCUAGUUUCAAUAACUGGAGCCAGCAGUCGGGCCAUGGCGCAUUCCAAGGGACCGGCGCUCUUAGUCAAGAAAUGACCAAGGAGCAGCAUGAAGCCGAGUUCAUCAGAAAGCACGAGCAAGCCGCCAGGAUCCUGAACGAGUCGGCCCAGCAGCCGCUGAACGACCCGUUCCUGUCAGCAAGUGUCCUAAGACAUCGCAUCGCGAAACGUGGCUAUGAGCACGGUAUCCAGAUCAAUGUAGAUGGCUUAUUCGACAAGAUCCCAGACAAAGGCCAGCAAGAGAUCGCACGUACCACUGCAGCAGGUGCCAACGGCGAACAAAUCGUAGGCUUGGAGGCUGCUAGUCUACUGAACCAGAACGCUCCACUUGUGGAGAUUCUGACGCUGAUAUCGCUGGCUGCCGAGGAGCGUGUCCGGACCAUAGUUGAGGAUUCUUUUGCUUUGUGCCAAGGUCGUCAAAAUACUUCUCAUGGCAUCAUUCCCCCACAGAUGCUUGAUCUCGCUGUGGUGGAUGAGGGCGCAUCAGAGAAGAUGGCUCCGCCAGUCAACAUCUUGAAGACGCCGUGGGAGGCGACUGACAGUGCUGUCAGCCCUACAGCGACAGCCAGCAAGGGUGUCCCCAAUGCGGGACGAUUACCAACGCCUCCAAGCGAAGCACCCCCAACCCCUCAGCGAACAUACCAAAACGUCAACCACGUUGCCAUUGCACUUACGAAGCGCGUCAAUGACGACUACAAGUGGGAGCAGGAGCGCCUCCGCAAGCGCGCGAAGCGUCAAGCAGGCGCCUCAGCUUCCUCAGCAGAUGCGCCAGCUGCACCAAUACCCAUGCCGGAACCUGUGACAAAGAAGGCUUUGGCAUUCGCCAAGAAGCAGAGUCAGUCGGACGUUGUCGUAUUUGGCAAAGCCAACGAGACCGCCAGCAUGGCGCUUGGUGGCAAGAAGAAGAAAUACUCGUGGAUGACGGGCGGUGGCGGAGGACCAGCGUCAGGUGCAUCUACACCACGACCGGCUGCAGCAACAGGUGGCAGUGGCGCCGCUACACCUGCGGUCCAAGCUCCUGAAAAGGCUCUCAUGGGCAAGAAGCGCAAGUUCGGCGACACCAUUGAGCAGACCGAAACAGGCGCCGGUAUCCAGCUCCGUGAUUUGAUUCAUGUGCUAGAUAACGACGGAAGAGAGAAGAAGACGCUCACAGUCAUCCUGGCGCGUCUCAAGAACACAGAAAAGGAUACUAAGCCUGAGGUCAACAAGGCGGCGCCUGCUGUACCUGGUCCGGGUCUAAGAGCUUAG
This is a messenger RNA of Alternaria incomplexa, 1884 nucleotides long. RefSeq lists its product as uncharacterized. The transcript is spliced from 2 exons. Bases 1 to 1884 code for a protein of 627 amino acids. Lineage: Eukaryota; Fungi; Ascomycota; Dothideomycetes; Pleosporales; Pleosporaceae. The record is from RefSeq and is a predicted model, not a curated record. Gene Ontology annotation, cellular component: transcription factor TFIID complex. Gene Ontology annotation, biological process: DNA-templated transcription initiation.